This is a messenger RNA of Macroventuria anomochaeta, 1947 nucleotides long. RefSeq names its product Nucleotidyltransferase. Gene Ontology annotation, molecular function: mRNA binding; poly(A) RNA polymerase activity. The record is from RefSeq and is a predicted model, not a curated record. Gene Ontology annotation, biological process: RNA 3'-end processing. Lineage: Eukaryota; Fungi; Ascomycota; Dothideomycetes; Pleosporales; Didymellaceae. Gene Ontology annotation, cellular component: nucleolus; TRAMP complex. The coding region runs from base 1 to 1947 and encodes 648 amino acids. The transcript has 2 exons.
AUGACAUUCACCAGCGGCGGAGGCGACAACUACCGUCCUGGCGGUGCUCAGCAGGGUCGUAACAAUUCUGAAUUUACAUUCGCGUCGAACCACGAUGGACCACGGUUCCCACCCGCUGGGCCGGCCAAUGCAGGGCCACCUGCGCGGAGGCGCAAUAACCGUGGUGGUGGUCAACAUGGCCAGCGCGACUCGAGACGCGGUGAAUCUAACGGCUUCCGUGGCCGAGGCGGUGGCCGAGGAGGCUACCGCAAGCCUGGAGCCCAUGAGCGCGCUCUCCUUACAGUCCAAGAUUGUGGCAGCCCUGAGCGUACAUUGGGUGUCGCCGAUGGAUCCAAUAAGUUCAUGAACCUUAAUGAGAUGUCUGAAGACGAACAAGAGGAGGAGAUCAGCAAAGACACCGAAGCGACUUCAACUGAUGCUGAGAAGGGUGUUCAUAAGGUUGCUCGCACAGCGAAUGGACGCGCUGAUGGUGACUCGGUUCCAAAGUGGAGCAACCCGGAGAUCUACUCUGCCCUCCCUCCACCCGAGGAGCUGAGACCAGGCAAGAAGAUUGACUUCGUCCAGCUGAUUCGAAAAGCGAAGAACGAAGCAGCCGAGAAGGCCGAUGGCAACAAUGCUGUGGCCGCGAACGACGACUUCAUCUCGUUUGGAGAUGACGAUGGCUCUGCUAAAGGCACUGAUCUGCAAAGCCUUGACAACGACGAACCCAGGACGAACAAGCGACCACAGAACGGCGGAUUCGUACAAGGCCCGAUGAACGAUCUCGACUACGUCGACUCUAUCAUCAACGGUGGUUCCCAGAACAAGCGCUCGCACCAAGCUGCUGAUCUACAUGAGCAGCCACAGCAAAGCAAAGCAAAGCGCAAGCGAGGAGAGGUCGAGAACGUGCGCGGCAUUGUACAAGAGUGGAUGGGCACUGCGCGUUGCGACACAGCGCCAUGGCUUGAUCCACGACACAACUAUGCGCAUCUCGUCAAUGACCCGCUAAAGUGGUUACAUAAUGAGAUCCUCGACUUCUACGACUUUGUCGCGCCCCAGCCAUAUGAGCAUGACGUUCGCCACCGACUCGUUCAGCGCGUCCAGCAAGCUCUAGGCACUCAGAGGUUUCCCCAAGACACCGGUCGUAUUCUGUGCUUUGGAUCAUUCCCUGCUGGAUUGUAUCUACCUACCGCGGAUAUGGAUCUCGUUUAUACCUCUGACAGGUUCUACCAGGGUGGCCCGGCAGCCAUGGACUUCAGCAACAAGAGCAUCGUCAACUCCACUUUGAGGAAAGCCGCCAGGAGACUCGAGAAUGUAUGCAUCGCCACCAACGUGCUGUGCAUCACCAAAGCCAAGGUUCCAAUUAUCAAGUUCGUGGACCGAGUGACCAACAUCAAUGUCGACAUCUCUUUCGAGAACCUCAGCGGUGUUCAAGCACAGGCGACAUUUCAACAGUGGAAACACGAUUACCCCGACAUGAUCUACAUGGUUGCUCUGCUGAAGCAGUUCCUAGUCAUGCGUGGUAUGAACGAGGUUCACACUGGUGGUAUCGGAGGCUUUACCAUCAUUUGUCUCGUUAUCAGUUACUUUCAGCAUAGCAAGAAGCCAGAAAACCUGGGUGACUGCUUCCUGGGCUUCCUCAACUACUACGGCAAUGAGUUCGACCUUAGGACCCAGCGUAUACAGAUGCAUCCCCCUGCGAUCGUUCGAAAGGAUGGAUACGAUGUCGAUGGCCGUGAGGAGAGGCCCAAUGGCUUGUCAAUUCAGGACCCGAAUCGUCCAGAGAACAACAUCUCAGGAGGAUCUCACAAAGCAUGGGAAGUGUUCCAAGCUUUCCGCUCCGCGCAUAGAGUGUUGAAAGAUCGUAUCGACUCGAGAAGCCCCGGUAGAAGCAUUCUUGAAUGUCUUUUGGGUGGCAACUACGAAACGUACAUCGUGCAGCGGCGUCAUAUGCAGACUCUCAAGUAA